GCAACGACGACCAAGCGUCCAGAGCCGACCGCCAGUGGGCUGCCUAGCUAGCUGGUGUCGGUCGAGAUCGACGCGACCUGCAGCUUGAGAUCGCCAGGCCAUGCCGCCGCCGAAGAAGCGGGACCUGGAGGAGGGCGGCUCCAGCGGCGGCGCGCCGUCGUCGCAGGCGCCGGCGCUGAAGAAGCGCUGCCGGUCCUUCGACCUGGAGAUCAGGGGCUGCAGGCACCUGCAGGAGCUCACCGCCGCCGUCAAGCUCAGCGUCGAGGCCGCGCUCGAGGCCGCCGUCGCCGGGAUACCAGAGGAAGUUGCCAAAGCAUUUACAAGCUUCUUAAACCGUGCUCCUAGUUUGUGCAGAACACUGGUUGAUCAGAAUCAGCCUCCAAGAUACAAGCUCACCUUCACCAAUGGCUUGGGCAGUGAAGUUUUCACAAAGAAGGUCAUCUGUGACACAAAUGGGGAGCCCCUCAAGAUAUGUGUAACAGCGAAUGGCCAGGAUGAAACCGACCCUCGUGUUCUUUCUGCUAAAAUCAGAGUCGUUGUUCUUGAUGGCGACUUUAAUAGGCACAAUCAGGAAUGCUGGACUUGGGAGGAGUUCAACAACUCCACAGUACGCCCACGAGACAAGGUUGGGGCAGUCUUGACAGGAGAUCUUGAGCUGAGUCUGACAAAUGGUGAGGCUUAUCUCAACAGCGCAACUUUUAUUGAUAAUUCCAAGUUUGUGAGGAGUGGCAAGUUCAGGCUUGGGGUUAUGGUUAUUGAUAAUCUCGGUGAACGAGUCCAAGAAGGCGUCACUGAACCUUUCACUGUCAAGGAACGGCGUGGUGAAGGAUACAGAAAGCAUGAUAUACCAUCGUUGAGUGAUGAUGUGUGGCGCCUGAAGAAGAUCUCAAAGGAUGGUGCUUUCUAUGAUGCGUUGAGAGGUUCUGGCAUUUUAUUUGUCAAGGACUUCUUGAGGUUGUAUUAUAAGGAUGAGCAAGCUCUGCGCAAUAUUCUCAUCAAGGCCACCGAAUUAGCUUGGACGACUAUUGUCGAGCAUGCUAAGAAAUGUGAUCCUGGACGGGAGCUAUAUUCUUUUCUUGUCGAAGGCAAUAGCGUUCUGCUUUUCUUCAACUCUGCCUAUCAGAUUGUUGGAGCGAAAUUUGGUGACAACUACUUGCCCUUCAAUGAUCUUGAAAAGGCUGCAAAGGAACUGGUCAUACAAUGGAGCAAAGUUGCAUACGAAAAUAUACCCUACAAGGAACCAGAUUAUGAACUGGAUGAUGAUGAUGGCAAACCAAGACCAAUCAACGAGGGAAUGAGUAUGCUGGAGCAUAAAUUUACUGACUGUAUGCAAGACAGAAAUGUUUGUGAAGCUGAUAAUCAGCAAGGGACUUCCUGUAGUCAUUCCAAGCAGUGCACGUUUAAAAGACUGGGAUCCAUUCGACUUACGCAAAAUGAUGAAGAUGAAUCAUUUGACAUCAGUGUCUACAUGGACUCUAUCUCUGAACAUUGUGCAACCACAUCUGCAAAUGACAUCACAGGUCUAGUCACGCUUCGUUGCCCAGCUGCCGAGGCAAAUGAAGCUACAGGAUCUGUGGUUUUGACACAGGCAUCCCUUACAGUGGAUGAUGAGGUUUACAACAUACCUCUGGUAGAGAAUGGUAAUCACAAUUUCAUUUCUAUGCACUGGAAACUGCAAGUUUCAGGACUCACUGAUCCGAUAUGCUUUUGCAGAUGCUGCAGUCACUCAGCUGUGUGAAGAGCAGCAACCUGCAGAGGGAGCUCAGUUUGCCGCCUCUCUUUGCGCCGUCAGAGCUCUGGCAGACUAUCCUAUGUACUCAAGGCAUGGCAGCUUCAAAGAGCCCGGUUGCCAUGACGCGGUGGAGCUGGGAGCAGAACCGGCUGUGUGAAGAAUGGCUAAGUGAAAAUAAGAAAAUUAAUGAAUAAAACAUCAAUGGGUCGAAUUGUCGAAAAAUCGUCCGAAGAUGCUCUAUGUGGAAUGGCAAGGACAGGUUUAAAUGACAACAUUGGCCAUCGAGUAAAUGUUGUUUAGAUAUGUAUAGUGAAGAUAUUCUUUCAUUCAACUUUCAGCUUUGUUCUUGGUGAUC
Molecule: messenger RNA, 2087 nt
Organism: Panicum virgatum (switchgrass)
Lineage: Eukaryota; Viridiplantae; Streptophyta; Magnoliopsida; Poales; Poaceae
Product: calmodulin-binding protein 60 C-like
Exons: 9
Coding region: 101-1738 (545 amino acids)
Biological process (GO): regulation of salicylic acid biosynthetic process
Cellular component (GO): nucleus
Molecular function (GO): DNA-binding transcription factor activity; calmodulin binding; sequence-specific DNA binding
Source: RefSeq, a predicted model, not a curated record